Molecule: messenger RNA, 1208 nt
Organism: Gigantopelta aegis
Lineage: Eukaryota; Metazoa; Mollusca; Gastropoda; Neomphalida; Peltospiridae
Product: melatonin receptor type 1A-A-like
Exons: 6
Coding region: 6-1142 (378 amino acids)
Biological process (GO): G protein-coupled receptor signaling pathway
Cellular component (GO): membrane
Molecular function (GO): G protein-coupled receptor activity
Source: RefSeq, a predicted model, not a curated record
GAGUGAUGAUGUCCAAUUCUUCACAGAUAGUCGACGACCGGACACCAGUGGAGCUGGGUUUUGAGACUGGUUCCCUGGUUUUGGUCAGUGUUCUUGGAGUUCCCGGCAACCUGCUGGUACUAAGUGCUAUUUUCCUUUACAAGAAGAUCCGGACCGUGGCUAAUGGCUUUGUAUUUAAUCUUGCGAUCGCUGAUCUGUUAGUGUGUACAGUGGUGGUGCCCAUGCUCAUUCCUUCCCGUAUACACCGGAAAUGGCUGUUUGGGGACGACCUGUGUGUGAUACAAGGCUUCUUCAACAUGGUUACAAUGUAUUCUUCUUUGUUUUUCCUCUCAGCCAUUGCAAUCAACAGACUGACUAUGAUUCGAUUCCCGAAGUAUUAUCACACCAUCUUCACCCCGACAUCCAGUUUCGUCAUCUAUCUCGCACUGUGGGGCCUGGCGGUGCUCAGUGCGCUUGCGCCGAUGAUCGGAUGGGGUCGGUACAAGUUCGACACAACUCGGGAUAAUUGUCUCUUCGAUCGAAAGGCGGCCCCAUCGUAUUCCAUUUUUAUGGCCAUCAUCGGGAUUUCAAUUCCAAUACUGGUUUGUGCCGCAUCAUAUAUGUGGAUCUGGGCUAUAUUCGUGAGUAACCGAACAAUCCUGCGCCAGCUGUCUAAUGAUCAGAAUAUUGGUGGUACAAACUUCUCCAGGGAGGAAGUCAAACUCACCAAGAACCUCUUCAUAAUCUGGGUGGCCUUCUUCGUGUGCUGGGCGCCCAUGACCAUCAUGCUAUUAACAGAUCCAAAGGGUCUGAUAGCCCGACCUUACUACGUCGCCAGUGUUUGGUUUCUUUUGGCCAACAGCUGUAUCAACCCAUUCAUCUACGGCCUAACAAACAAACAUUUUAGAGAAGGCUAUAAAAACAUCUUUGUGUUAUGCAAAAGAAAACUUGAAGGGAACGUUGUUCACCCCAGCCCAGAUCAACAGGAAGUGAUGCCAGGCCACUGCGGACAGUCGGCGAACACCUCCGACUUAGGCCGUCAACCAAUCAACGAACAGCCCGAUGUACAACCUAGUGACGUCACCGAUAUGGUGACGGCCAGUUCGCCCUGCACGCUGCAAGGAAGCAUCGACCAAAGAGUGAAAUCAAGGAAAUUGAACUGAACAUAUUUUUAAAGUAUUGACAAGAAAUGUAUGUAAAAAAAAAAGACAGUGAUAAUAAAAAAUUCG